AUGUGUCCCCAGCCCGUCAUGGCUGACCUACCAUCUUUCCGGGUCAAGCCACAUCGUCCAUUUAGUAAUGUUGGAAUGGAUUAUGGUGGAACCUUCGUAGUGAAAGAGAGUAAGCGUCGAAACGCCAAGAGUUAUAAGGCAUAUCUUGCUUUGUUCGUAUGCUUAUCAACAAAGGCGGUCCAUUUGGAAGCAGUUACAGAUCUGUCCACGGAGGCCUUCUUAGCAGCUCUAGAUCGCUUCGUGGCCAGACGAGGAAUUCCAUCGACCAUACGAUCAGACUGUGGCACUAACUAUGUCGGUGCAGCUCGGAUACUUAACAAUUUAUUUAAGGAUGCCACGACACAAGACGUUUUACACGCCCGUAUCCCCUGUCAAUGGAUAUUUAAUCCACCCGCGGCCCCUCAUUUUGGGGGAAUAUGGGAAGCAGCGAUAAAAGGCGCGAAGUUGCAUAUGAAGAAGGUAAUUGGAUCUCAGAUUUACACACUGGAAGAAUUUAUGACAUUAAUCACCAAGGUUGAAGGGGUGUUAAACUCGCGACCAUUAGUAGCUGCGUCCAGUGAUCCAAACGAUUUGUGCGCGUUGACUCCUGGUCAUUUUUUAAUUGGUCAACCGAUCAUGGAAGUUCCUGACAGUGACGUUACCGACGUACCCCAAAAUUGUCUUCGCAGAUGGCAAUUGGUCAAACAGGCUACUCAAUCAUUUUGGACUCGAUGGAGUCGCGAAUACCUUCAUACAUUACAAAGCCGACAAAAAUGGUAUUCCCAAUGCGCCAAUUUAAACGUGGGAGACAUGGUGAUUAUAAAUUCUCCCGCUCGCCCUCCUCUAGCCUGGCAAUUGGGUCGCGUGAUGGAAGUCCAUCCUGGACCGGACAAGGUAGUGCGAAUAGUCACAGUUAAAACGGCAGAGGGACUCUUAAAGAGGCCAGUAGUAAAGGUUGUCAAGUUACCUACCUCAGAAGAUGCAACCGAUCCUAACUGA
Molecule: messenger RNA, 978 nt
Organism: Rhopalosiphum padi (bird cherry-oat aphid)
Lineage: Eukaryota; Metazoa; Arthropoda; Insecta; Hemiptera; Aphididae
Exons: 1
Coding region: 1-978 (325 amino acids)
Biological process (GO): DNA integration
Molecular function (GO): nucleic acid binding
Source: RefSeq, a predicted model, not a curated record